Megalops cyprinoides (Indo-Pacific tarpon) is the source of this 936-nucleotide messenger RNA. RefSeq names its product ciliary neurotrophic factor (gene cntf). Gene Ontology annotation, molecular function: ciliary neurotrophic factor receptor binding. The record is from RefSeq and is a predicted model, not a curated record. The transcript has 3 exons. Lineage: Eukaryota; Metazoa; Chordata; Actinopteri; Elopiformes; Megalopidae. Gene Ontology annotation, biological process: ciliary neurotrophic factor-mediated signaling pathway; negative regulation of neuron apoptotic process. The annotation marks the transcript as partial.
UUUCCUCUGUGAAAGGGGGGAGGAGUGAAGGGAGAAAUUCAAUAUCGUAAUCCAAUAUCGAAGAGAGCCAAAGCGCGUGAAAGUUAAAACGCCACUUCUUAACAGCAGCAAAAAGCGGAUCGCCGCGUCCGCAUGGCGUUGCGCGACUUUUUCUGAGAGCCAAUCGCUUUCUUUUUAAAACCACAAACAGACGACAGCUGGACAAGAGUUGGACCAAAACUUUUUCAUUGAUCAUUUGACACCUCUCCUAACACCUCGCCCGCAUCCACCAGCUCGGUGCGCUGCUCGCUAUAGCAGCUUCUCUCGAGUUACUCUUCUCUCCGGUCCAACGGGCCUUGGCGCACCAUGGCCGGAGCAGUUGCGGGUGGCAGGCCGGGCUCGGUCCGCUCCCGGACGGGUAAAGCUGCUGCGCUGGCCCGGCUAUUGCACCGAGAUUGCACUCGCCUGCUGGAGCUAUAUAGGGAGAGAGAGCACUUCCCGCCCGAAUUUUCCCCGGAGAAGGGCCGCAUAGUGCCCGUCGCCCCCUCGGCGCCCCACCUCUCCGCCAGCGAGAGGGUGUGUCUCCUGCACUCCGCCCUGCGACAGUGCCUGGGGCUUCUGGAGCGCGUGAUUGGCUGGGAGGAGGAGCAGGGGGCAGACGGGGAGGGGGAGUACCAGAGCGUCCGCAAUGCAGUGAGGGACAGACUGGGGCACCUGCUCCAGAGCACCAAGGCCCUCCUGGUGGACGGAGAGGGAAUGGCGGCGCUGACCCCUGACCCCAACAACGCAGAGGAGAUGGACGGGUUGGGAAGAGAUGGCGCGUUCGGGGCGAAGCUCUGGGCCUACCGGGUCCUACAGGAGCUGAUCCACUGGACCCACUCCACUGCUCAAACACUCCACGCGCUGCAGACAGACAGAGAGAAGGAGAGAGGGAAGAUGGGGAAAAAAAGGGAAGAA